Molecule: messenger RNA, 3637 nt
Organism: Ziziphus jujuba (common jujube)
Lineage: Eukaryota; Viridiplantae; Streptophyta; Magnoliopsida; Rosales; Rhamnaceae
Product: tetraspanin-2
Exons: 3
Coding region: 256-1065 (269 amino acids)
Biological process (GO): auxin-activated signaling pathway
Cellular component (GO): plasma membrane; plasmodesma
Source: RefSeq, a predicted model, not a curated record
AGAUGCACAAUUCGCAGUGCAGUUCACACCAAAAACAUAGCAGGGAAUAUAACUAACUGGCAAGAAAAAUACAAGCAACAAGAAGUCCCUCUCCCACCUACCAUGCCCUCCACCACAGACUAGCUAGCUUCGCAUCUCUCACUCUCUUACUUUCUCACUAUCUCUCUCUCUCUCUCUCAACUCCCUCCAACACACCCCCCCCCCCCCCCCCCCCCCCAAAAAAAAAAAAAAAAUUGAACUUGUUGACCCCCAACCAUGGGAGUGAGCAACAACGUAACAGCAGUCGUAAACUUCAUAGCCCUCCUCUGCUCCAUACCCAUAAUAGCAGCAGGAAUCUGGCUGGCCUCGAAGCCCGACAACGAGUGCAUCCACUCCAUCAGAUGGCCCGUUGUCCUGCUGGGCGUCCUCAUCUUGGUGGUGUCGCUCACAGGCUUUGUGGGUGCCUAUUGGAACAAGGGGGGGCUUUUGGCUUUCUAUCUGUUCUGUAUGGCCAUCCUCAUAGCUCUCCUUCUCAUCCUUCUCGUCUUUGCUUUCAUCGUCACUCGCCGCGAUGGCAGUUAUUCCGUGCCCGGGAGGGCUUACCGGGAGUACCGCCUCGAUGGUUUCUCCGACUGGCUCCGGGACCACGUCACCAAUUCCGGCAAUUGGCAGAAGAUUAGGACUUGUUUGUCUGAGUCCGAUGUUUGUUCCAGGCUUACCCAGAAUUAUUUAUCUGCUGAUCAGUUUUUCAUGGCUCAUAUCUCUCCCCUUCAGGCAAGGUGUUGUAAACCUCCAACAGUGUGCGGUUAUAAUUACGUGAACCCAACAUUAUGGUUGAACCCGGUGAACCCAACGGGCGAUCCGGACUGCUACUUGUGGAACAAUGACCAAAGCCAACUGUGCUACAAUUGCGAUUCGUGCAAGGCAGGGCUUUUGGGGAACCUGAGAGAAGAAUGGAGAAAAGCCAAUGUGAUUCUGAUAGUGGCAGUGGUGGUGCUGAUAUGGGUCUAUCUGAUUGCGUGCAGUGCCUUCAAGAAUGCACAAACAGAGGACCUCUUCCGCCGCUACAAGCGGGGUUGGGUCUAGUUCUGUAAAGGUUUCUCAGCAGACCCCCGCUUUAAAGGAGGAGUGUGUAUAAAGUAUAAGUGGUCCUGGAAAUAGAAUUUGCCUUUUGGGUGAAUGGACCCAAAGGCCCAAAUGGGAGGUGGUCUACCUUUAUUACAAUGGAUUAGUCGACUGCCACUUGGUCGUUACUACAGUGCUACGACUUGUCAGUGUAGACUCAAGACAAUGGAAAGAAAGUCUUAUAAGGAGUCCGAGAAUUUUAACUUGCGUUAUGGAUUGAGCCCAAAAAGAUGACAACUCAGCAGCAUGGAUGGACCCAUGGAGAGUAUAUUCAUCUUUAUUUAUUUAUUUAUUUUGUACAAAAUGUUCAUAUUUAUCUUAUAUACUAUAGUAGAUAAAGGUUAUUAAUUACGUAUGCGUUUAGAUUUUGAUAAGAUAAAUAUAUAUGGUUUCCAAUGGAUGAUUGGUGGGAAUAUUGGAUUUGGAGGAGAUGACAAAUUUCCUUUCCUUCUCACUAGUGCUAAGUGCUUUGCUUUUUCCCCUAAUUAAUUAAUUUUGGAGCUUUUUGUUCUGUUACACCUACACGGAACUUCCUCCUAUCACCAACUCCAUCUCUAUUAAUUCUUCUAAAAUUUAAUAAAUCCAACUUGGCUGCUCAUAUAUAUUCAUCUUCUCACCAAAUUAAAAACCCAAGAGUAUUGACUGACUGACUGGUUUCUUAAUUUCCAUUUUUCUAAUCCAGUCAAUGGAGCCGCACGUUGUUUUAUUGCACCAGUUAACCCAUUCGAUUUCAACUCAUCAAAAAAAUAUACUUUCACCGUCCAUAACAUAUAUAUACAUAUAUAUAUAUAUAUAUACGUGCACAAUUCAUGAAUAUUUGACUUGACACCUCUUGUUUAAUUAAGAAUAUUACAUCACUUCAUUUUGGGAUAUAUAUAUAUAUAUAUUAACUAUAUAUAGACACUACACAGUAUGAACAUGAAUAUUUAUGUGUCUGUGCAUGUGGACGUACAUACAGUUCUAUAGUUAAUUAGCGGAGUCCUUCUCCUUCUUCUUCUUCUUCUUUAUAUAUAUAUAUAUAUAUAUAUAUAUUACUUUUCCUUGGUAAUGCGAAAACCUUUUUUUUAAGAAUCAUAACCCAUGAGCCAUAUUAAUUAUAUGCACGAGAAAACUGGUAGAGGUGAUCUUCUUUCUUUCUUUCUUUAUUAUUCAUUGAAUUAACGAGGUUAUAUAUAUAUAUAUAUAUAUAUAUAUAUAUCUCAAUCAAACAAACAAACACUACCACUCAGUCUUAUUCUCUGUUUAUAAUUUGACACGCAUCUGUCUUAAUUAUUUAACAAAAGAAAACGACUUAAGAACUCAUGAAAACACAUCGAACAAAAAUCUACAGCCUUCUUUUAACUUCUUAACAAAAACAAAAGCCAAAAAUACUACCAGAAAGCAUAUGUAAAAAUAAGGGUAUUAUUUAAUUAUUGUAUGUCCGCAUGAUUCACCAAAUUAACUUAUAUUAUGCGGCUAAAACAUAUAAUGCAUGAUAUUAUCAUUUAACUAAUCUCUCAGACAAACAAGCACUAUCUCAUUCGUAUUCUUUGUUUAUAAUUUGACACGCAUCUGUCUUCAUUAUUUAACAAAAGAAAACGACUUAAGAACUCAAGAAGGCACAUCAAACAAAGGAUCUACAGCCUUCUUUUAACUUCUUAACGAAACAAAAGCCAACAAAAUAGUACCAGACAGCAUAUGUAAAAAUAAAGUUAUUAUUUAAUUAUUAUAUGUCCGCAUGAUUCACGCACCAAAACUUAUAUUUGCCGCUAAAACAUGUUUUGUCAAUGCAUGUGUAGGUAAGGUAUGCAAGGGGCUUGAUAAUAUAUAAAUAGUGUCUCUGACUGGAUAUAGAUAGUUUUGUAACUAAGCAAAUUUCCAAAAUAAUAAUAUAUCAUUAAAAAUAAAAAAUAAAAAUUGAAAUGCUUUUGCAAGCUUGCAGCAACUAGAUAGAAAAUUCCAAGUGGGUACGUAAAGUGUGAAUCGAUCCAAUGUCAUCCCAGUUGGCAAAAAUUAACAAGCAUAUGUUCCUUUUCAAUGUCUAUGUAGAGGUGUAUGUAUGAAUUAUUUUUAAAGUAGUGGUAAACCCUACACCACUAAAAGACACACCUGCCCAUCCAGGAAAGGAUAUUAAUUGUUGCUCAGAUAUUAUUAAAUUUCAUAAAAGUAUAGACACCAAUUAGGAAAUUUCAUGAUUUCCAUCAAACAUUAUUCAACCACAAACUAUAUACUGCCUCUCUACUUGAUGAUCUCAUGAUUUACUACUAUAUAUAUAUAUAUAUAUAUAUGCCAGAUAUAUCCAACGUAACAUACAAUGAAUUCAAUUAAACUUUUCAUCUCUACCUUCUGAUCUUUACAAACACUCUGUUCUAUUAUUUUUUCUCUGAGAGAGAGAGAGAGAGAGAGAAAAAGAGAGAGAGUUUUAGUUCUUCAGAGCAGUGUACGAACUAAAGUAAUGACCCGGCAAUCAUCCCAUCUUAUCUUGUGAAUUAUGUAUAUGGAUUGGCUGUGGCCUCACUUAUAAUUGUAAAUGUGAAAAAGCUCUUUUUUUUUU